Messenger RNA from Ostreococcus tauri, 969 nucleotides. RefSeq lists its product as uncharacterized. The record is from RefSeq and is a predicted model, not a curated record. NCBI's taxonomy places the organism in Eukaryota, Viridiplantae, Chlorophyta, Mamiellophyceae, Mamiellales, Bathycoccaceae. Bases 1 to 969 code for a protein of 322 amino acids. Gene Ontology annotation, molecular function: GTPase activity. Gene Ontology annotation, cellular component: cytoplasm. The transcript has a single exon.
AUGGGUUUCGGUCAGCUCGUCACCGGUCCUCCCGGGAGUGGUAAAACGACGUACUGCGUCGGGAUGAAGCGUUUUUUAGAGAUGCACGGUCGUCGAGUGGCCAUUGUGAAUUUAGACCCGGCGAACGACGUGGCGCCGUACGACGCGGAGGUGACGAUCGAGGACUUGAUCACGGUCGAUCAAGUCCAGGAGGAACUCGGUCUCGGACCGAACGGAGCGAUGAUUUACUGCAUGGAGUACCUGGAGAAGAACGCGGAUUGGCUCGAGGAGGCGCUGAAACCGCUCAAGGAGACGCACUACUUGAUAUUCGAUUGUCCGGGACAACUCGAGCUGUUCAACGUGCACGGAUCGCUGAGAAACGUGAUACGCACGAUGAUGAACGAGUGGCACUAUCGCCUGUGCACGGUGCACCUGACGGACUCGCACCUGUGCUGCGACCCUGGGAAGUACGUGGCGGCUCUGCUGACGACGCUGCAGGCGAUGUUACACUUGGAGACCCCACACGUGAGUGUUCUGAGCAAGAUAGACAUCAUGGACAAAUACGGAGAGUUAGCUUUCAACCUAGAUUACUACGCGGACGUCAUGGACCUGGAGUACCUGGUGGAACACAUCGGGAACGAUCCGCGUAUGGCCAAGUAUAAAAAGCUCACCGCCGACUUGUGCGAGGUCAUCGAGGACUUUGGGCUCGUGCGCUUCACCCCGAUGGCGAUCGAGGACGAGGAUACCGUUCGGCAGGUGGCGACGUUAGUAGAUAAGUCGAUAGGAUACUCUUUGAACGCGCACAAAGGGGCAAAGCUUCACGAAGACGAACUGCGCGCACGCGCGGAGGCGCGCGAGGGCGCGGAUGAGGACGACGGAUUCGAUUUACGAGACGCCGUGGCGCCCGCGCCGUCGAUCGCGGAGAUGUCUCGUAAUCUCGAGAUUCACGAGAGGUAUGUCGCUCGCGGCGAGGAAACUAGCAAAGAUUAG